AUGAUUCGUGGAAAGAUUUUUAUAUAUGUCCUACUUGUUACAUUUGUAAUUCAAGCUCAAAUUUCCGUUGGAUAUCCAACAAAUCCUGAUAAUCUACAAGAAUUAUUAAAACAAGCAUUGGAAGUUAAUUAUUGUGCACGUAUGGUACCAGUUAUGAAACCAAUUCCAAUACGUUUUCGUCGUUCGACAAAUAAAAAUCAAUUUCAAUGCAUUAUCACAUUGGAUUGA
Messenger RNA from Rotaria sp. Silwood1, 228 nucleotides. The record is from the annotation of a GenBank genome assembly. NCBI's taxonomy places the organism in Eukaryota, Metazoa, Rotifera, Eurotatoria, Philodinida, Philodinidae.